GUAUCCCGUCUUUCUAUUUCCGGCCCGGUCAUGGCAGCUGGACGCAGGAAGCAACUGUUUUCAGAAUAGAUAUAAAUAAUAAGGAGCAAACUCGAAACUACGUCGUUUUAAGACGGGUUUGCGGAUAUACCGUUGCUUUUUGCCUGCUUGAAACAUGGCUACGACAGCUCAAUUAUUCGAGGAGCCCUUUGAUGCUGAUGAGUAUAUUGAGAGACUGGCAUGGAGAACACCUGGAGGAGGUUCCAAAGGAGGUGCAGAGGCAUUUGACCCUAAGAAGUUGCUGGAAGAGUUUGUGAACCACAUUGAGGAGCUAAAACUUCUGGAUGAAAGAAUCCAGAGGAAGGUGGAGAAGUUAGAGCAGCAGUGCCACCGUGAAGCCAAGGAGUUUGCUCACAAGGUCCAAGACCUUCAAAGGAGCAACCAAGUAGCCUUCCAGCACUUCCAGGAGUUGGAUGAGCAUAUCAGUUAUGUGGCUACUAAGGUGUGUCAUCUGGGAGAUCAGCUAGAAGGAGUCAAUACCCCGAGACAGAGGGCAGUGGAGGCUCAGAGACUCAUGACAUACUUCAACGAGUUCCUGGAUGGAGAGCUGCGCAGUGAUGUCUUCAACAAUCCCGAAAAGAUAAAAGAAGCUGCAGACAUCAUUCAGAAGUUGCACUUGAUCGCUCAGGAGCUGCCAUUUGAUAGAUUUUCUGAUGUCAAAGCCAAGAUAGCAAGUAAAUAUCAUGACCUUGAGCGUCAGCUGAUUCAGGAGUUCACAGCAGCUCAGAGAAGAGGAGAGAUUGGACGCAUGCGUGAAGUAGCAGCAGUCCUGCUACAUUUUAAGGGGUAUGCCCACUGUGUGGAUGUCUACAUCAAGCAGUGUCAAGAGGGAGCAUACAUGCGGAAUGAUGUGUUUGAAGACAUUGCUAUUCUCUGUCAACGGGUUAAUAAGCAGGUUGGAGAAGUCUUCUGCAGUCCAGAAACAGUCAUGGCUAAACUCAUUCAAAGCAUCUUUGAGAAUAAGAUACAGGCUCAUGUGAAAGAAAGAUUAGAUGAGACGCGCAAUUCUGAUGUGGAGCAAUACCUCAAGAACCUUUAUGACCUCUACACACGGACAACGGCACUGGCUGCUAAACUCACAGACUACAACUUGGGCUCAGACAAGCACACAUUUCUAUCUAAGCUGAUAAAGAAUAUCUUCUCCUGUUAUCUGGAGAGCUACAUAGACAUGGAGCGGCAAUAUCUGCAGAACCGCAGCGGCAUGAUUCUUCAGCGCUAUUACGAUUCCAAGAACCACCAAAAACGACCUGUAGGCACUGGGAGUAUCCAGGAGCUAAAAGAGAGAAUCAGACAGCGCACUAACUUGCCUCUGGGACCCAGUAUUGACACACAUGGAGAGACAUUGCUCUCACAAGAAGUUGUGGUUAACCUUUUGCAAGAAACGAGGCAUGCCUUUGAGAGAUGCAACAAGUUGUCAGACCCAGCAGAUCUGCCAAAGAAUGCCUUCUCCAUUUUCCUGAUUUUGGUGGAGUACCUGUGUGUGGACCAUAUAGACUAUGCCCUUGAGAUUGGGCUGUCAGCCAUCCCAUCUGCAGAUGCCAAAAAUGCCAACCUCUACUUUCUGGAUGUGGUUCAGCAGGCCAACACAAUCUUUCACCUCUUUGAUAAGCAGUUUAACGAUCAUCUUAUGCCUCUUAUUAGCUCCUCUCCUAAGUUAACGGAGUGCUUGCAUAAGAAAAAAGAGGUGAUCGAACAGAUGGAAGUCAAGCUGGACACUGGGAUUGAUCGGACACUGAAUUGCAUGAUUGGCCAAAUGAAGUACAUCCUGACCACUGAACAAAAGAAAACUGACUUCAAGCCAGAAGAUGAGAACAAUGUCAUGAUACAGUACACUACAGCAUGCUCGAAGGUGUGCGCCUAUGUGGGCAAGCAGGUGGAGCGUGUGCGGAGGUCCAUGGAUGGUAAGAAUGUGGACACUGUUUUGACAGAGCUGGGAGUGCGCUUCCACAGGCUCAUCCAUGAGCACCUGCAGCAGUUCAGCUACAGCUCCAUGGGUGGCAUGCUGGCCAUCUGUGAUGUGGCAGAAUAUCGCCGCUCUGCCAAAGAUUUUCGGGUUCCACUGGUACUCCAACUCUUCGACACGCUUCACGCUCUCUGUAACCUCCUGGUCGUUGCACCAGACAACCUCAAACAGGUGUGCUCUGGAGAGCAGCUCACCAACCUGGACAGGAACCUCCUCCAUGCUUUCGUCCAGCUCAGAGUAGACUAUCGCUCAGCCCGACUCGGACGGCAUUUCAGCUAAUGACUGCCCAAUUCCCCAUCUACCACACUGCCGUCCAUUCAGAGCCGCAAGAAUCACAAGUGGCCAAUCUGGAGUGGCUUUUGAACUGUCUUUGUCUAUGAUUCAGUGUGGAAAUUAAACUUUGUGUUUAAAGAACAAAAGAGCGACACUUCUCAGAUUGCUCUGUUUUAAGUUACCCAUUUUGUUCAACAUGCACAUUUUAAUACAAGCAUUGUGUUUUAUCUGAAAUGUAUUUCUUUUAUUGUGAGAAGAAGAUACACCGUGGGAUUGAGAGGUGUUUUGUACAUUUCCCUAUGUUUUUGUCUUCUAAUAUAGAGAGGAUGAUGUUAGAUGAACUGAGGUCGACUACUUGAAUGGGUUUGGGUGGUCAAGAGACUCAAAUUAUUUACUUUGAUUUUUGUUGGUGCCAAAUUCAUCCUGUGUGGCUCUUCUGGGAUAAAAAAGGGGUUUGUCCAGCUCAUUUUACUCUUUUGUGCACACAGGUGCUUUACAGAGACGACAGUUACUGUUUGGAGCGGAACAAUGCAGGUGUUGCCAUGCUUUAGAAGAAACAUUUGUCCUUAAUUCAUUUCAUACAAAGGGAUAGUUCAGUCAAAAAUGACAAUUUUGUCAUCAUUUACUCACUACACUUGUUUCCUAGCUGAUUGAGAUGGUGUUGUCACAUUACCAGCUUUGAUUCCAACUGGUAGUGGAAAAUAAUGCCAGUCUUCCACUCUUCUCACUUUGGGUUUAUUUCCACAGUUGAACACAAAAGAAAAUAGAAAAACAUAUGAAACUGGCAGCCAUUGACUACCAAAGUACCUUUUUGUUUCCUACUAUGAAUGUCAGUGGCUGCCGCUUUUCAAUAUUGUUCAAAAUAUAUUUCAUUUGUGUUAAACUGUAGAAAAAGAAACUAAACCCACUUUUCCCACUGUCAGGUUUCAGUUGUAUUUCCACAUGAGCCUGGUAAGGCACGGCAUAAUAACCAACUGUUCUCGCCCUGGAAUUCUAGCCAGACAACUGUGCUAGUACACUGUAAAAAUGAUUAAUUGACCUUACUUUAAAAAGCGAGUAAACCUGUUGCCUUAUUUUUGCCAUUUUUAAGUAAAUGAGCUAUGAGCAUAGUUAGAAAAAAUAAGUUAAAUCAACUUAGCAGUUCCCAGUUACAAUGGGUUUACUCCCUUUUUUAAUUAAAGUAAAUAAUAAUUUUUUCACAGUGUAGGGCAGUGAUCUCAAACUCAAUUGCUUGUGAGCCACAGCUCUGCAGAUUUUAGCUCCAACCACCUCCAGUAGUCUUGAACGUCUUGAUUCAUAGGAUAAGCUGUAUUUGAUUAGGGUUGGAACAAAACUAUGCAGAGCUGUGGUCCUCCAGGAAUCGAGUGUGAUGUUGCCAGUCUCUCCAAAGCUGGCUAAGCAGAAGCACGCCAUUUUUUAUUUAUUUAUUUUUUUUCAUUUAACAAAGUAAAUAUCAGAAAAAAAAAGUCCAAAAGGAAGAAAUAUCUGUUGUCGUCCAUCUUGCUGUUUAAAUUGCACUUGCAUUACCAAGGCAAUAACUGGCGCAUUUGUAUUACAUUCCAAAGAGUUCCAUUAUCAGCACCACAGUGGGAAUUGAAACCGUAUCUUUGCUGACUGGACUGUCAUAGGAAGGAAUGGUUUCAUUCAUUUGGCAUGAUAAUGGAAAAGUGGCUUAAAGUCUGUGUGAAAUCAAAAUUUGCAAUGUUUGUUUUGCUAGCGCACAUUAAUGUUCUUUAGGUGAACAAAUUAUCCAUGCCAGUUAUUCAACAAAAAAAAUUUGUUGUGGUCAUCCUCAAACAAAGUCUGACCAUUUGCUUUUGUGUUUGGAUUGACGGUUCUUCUGUUGACGUCAAAUUUACAGCUUGAGCCAUAUUAUUCUUAACCACGCCCCUCUUACUGUUUGCUACAAGGGAAUGAUGUGCGAAGAGAAAUCCUUGCCCCUACUCAAUAUUCAGUUUCACGUGAACUACUAAAUGGAGUGGAGGGAGAGUAUAUGGAGAAUACAUUUUCAUUUGGUUGAACUAUCCCUUUAAGAACACGGUUUACAGUGAGUUUUAAACAUGACUACAUUAAUUUACUUUUACUAUUCAUGGUGUUUAAUACUUAAUUCUAAUAUAAAAAUGUUUAAGUUCUAUAUGAUUUACAAGCAAACCUGCUGAAUUUCCCCCCAGUGUACUCAAUGCUAAAAUAUAUCUUCAUUCAUGAACAUUUCAGAGGUUAUUAUUGCAUCCAUACUAACAGCCUGCUGCUCACUAAAAUAAAGUAAUAUUUGCAUACACACCUAUGGUGUUCACAUACAAAGAAUUGGCAUACAGCACAAUAUGAAGCAAGCAGCUUUGAGAGUUGUGCAAUGUUUUAAAGGGCUCAGGUCACACGAUGUGGGGGGUUUUCUUCUUUGUAAGCAUUGAUGCUCCUUGUAUUCUGACAUCUGGAUAGAUAUUCUGAAGCUCAGUGAUCUGAAAUGUUGGAGACAAAGCAUUUAACCAAGACACUUUCAUCUGACAGAGAUGUGCUGAAUGCAGUAUGUUCUGUGACUAAUUGAACUCUAACCCUUAUCCUCGGUUGAAGAGUCAGGGGUCAAGAUGUGUGACCUCUAGGCAUGACCUCGCUGUUUGACUGGUGGAAAGGAUUAAAUGGGCUGAUUCUUGAUUCUGUUAUACUGUAUGGAUUUCAAACAGGAAUUUGUCAAAACAAUGCUACAUAUGAGCUGAUUCAUCUGUGCAAGCUGCUCAUUAUAAUCCAUUAUUUCCCAAAAUAAAAUGUGUGAAACAAGGAA
Danio aesculapii is the source of this 5051-nucleotide messenger RNA. It is a transcript of the gene exoc5, whose product is annotated as exocyst complex component 5. Gene Ontology annotation, biological process: exocytosis; Golgi to plasma membrane transport. Gene Ontology annotation, cellular component: exocyst; cytoplasm. The record is from RefSeq and is a predicted model, not a curated record. The transcript is spliced from 18 exons. Lineage: Eukaryota; Metazoa; Chordata; Actinopteri; Cypriniformes; Danionidae. The coding region runs from base 155 to 2281 and encodes 708 amino acids.